UUCAUGAGUUGAGCCAGCCAGUCGCACAGGUAUCUUUUCACAAGACAACAAAUAACAAUCGAAUAAACAAUCGAUAAUCGGUCCCGAUGCAGGUGCAUCCGAUUCAGUUUAAAUCAUCAUCGGCCAGCUCUGAUGUUUUCUGAACGUGUUGUGCCGUUGUGGUGCUCGGUUUCGCGAAAUUUGAACCAGUCCGAAGGCGUAGUGCACGUUUUUACUGCUACUUCCUCCUGCGGUGGCUCUUUCGAAAUUUAGUGGUGUCUAUUGUUGUGUUUUGUGACUUUGAGGUGAUUGGAAACCGAACAAUAUUUUAGAUUACCGUCCUGUUCGCAAUAGAGUUACUAGAAAAUACAAGAAGAAAACUGACUUUUUCUGAACUUACCCGAUCUACAAAAAAUACAGUUUUUGCUUGUACUGCAAAGUUUUUCAGUGCAGUGCCGGUGAUAUGGGCCCCUCUAUAAUGGGGCCCAAUAGUAUACUGCCGUGUGUAUUAGUCUGGUUUCUGUCGUUUGGAGUUUUGGGCCGACAGGAACAAGAAUCACAACAGGCAGGCAGCAAAUAUAGAGGUUUAUACACGAAUGAUAUUGAAGAAGCACAUGAAACCAUACCCUUCAAGGUAGAUCACAAUGGUCAGCAUCUAACGUACAACAUAACACACCACCACACUAAUCCUGGAGAUGUGUUAAGAUUAAACAUUACCAGUUUUAUUUCUGAACAUCAUCUGAUAUUGAAACCUUCAAAACAUUUUUUGGCUCCUAACAUAAUCGUCGAGCGCAGAGGAAAAAGCAGGCACACUAGAUCAGUACCAAGUGAUCACAAAGCCGAUUGUCACUAUCAAGGAUAUGUCCAUGGGGAGAGAGAUAGUAGAGUAGCAAUAUCAACAUGUAAUGGAUUGGCUGGCUUUAUUCACACUAAAUCUGGAAAGUUCUACAUAGAGCCAGCAUACCAUCCUGAAAAAAAUAUAUCACCUGGCCACAAGCAUCUCAUUUUUAAGAGAUCGGUGAUAGUCAACAGCAUAACCGGUAUCAGCAUGAAAAGAAAACGAAAAAAGAAAAAAAGACACCAUCAGUCGAAUUGUGGCACCAGAGAACCAAAACGAUAUACCGAGCUGGAGUGGCAAAAACAAUUGGGAAAAAUAAAGGUCCAAGAAAAGAAGCACAAACACCAAAAGAAUCAAAACAAAGUGAAAAUAAAUAAUAUGCAACAUUCACAAAUAAAGAAACUGAAAUACAAACACAUCAAGACGAUGAGAGGAAAAAGAUCGGUCAGUCAACCCCAAUUUGUCGAAACUCUUCUGGUAGCAGAUGGAAGCAUGGUGAAUUUUCAUCACGAUGGAGAUAUAGAAACGUAUAUUUUGACUUUGAUGAACAUGGUGUCUUCUUUUUACCAAGAUCCCACCAUUGGUAACUACAUAAAAGUAGUUGUGGUAAAAAUAAUUCUUCUUGAAGAAUCUACGGACGAGCCCGAAUUUGAGGCAUCAACUAAUGCAGAUAAUACUUUGAAGAACUUUUGUAAAUGGCAGAAGGAUAUCAAUCCAGGGGAUGAUGGUCAUCCUCAUCAUCAUGAUGUUGCCAUACUGAUAACACGGAAAGAUAUUUGUGCUAGACAAGAUAACCCUUGUGGUACUUUAGGAGUAGCUCAUAUAGGAGGAAUGUGCAAAGCCUCAAAGAGUUGCAGUGUGAACGAAGAUAAUGGUAUAACGUCAGCUCAUACAAUUGCUCAUGAGAUGGGUCACAAUUUUGGUAUGCUACACGACACAGAGAAGAUAGGAUGCAAAAGAAAAGCGGGCAACAGGCUUCACAUAAUGACACCUUCCUUCGAAGCAGACGCUGUUAGUGUGAGUUGGUCAAAUUGUAGUAGAAGAGAAGUCACGAAUUUCUUAGACAAAGGCUUGGGAAAAUGUCUACAUGACAAACCAGUCGACAUAGAAGAAUAUCAAUACCCAGAAUUGCCAGCCGGAGCUAUGUACAAUGCCGAGUAUCAAUGUCGGCUUCAGUUUGGUGCACCCGAUGCCACAGUUUGUUCCCCAUUGGAUGAGAUCUGCUCUAGACUUUGGUGUAGUGUUAAUGAUACGUGUACGACACUUCUACGACCUGCCGCACCUGGUACUAACUGUGGAAAGCAUAAGUGGUGCCAGGAUCAGAAAUGCGUGCCCAUAAUGGACCCCCCUGUCGCCAUCGACGGAGGCUGGGGCGAAUGGAGCAGUUGGUCCGAGUGUUCCAGAACAUGUGGAUCGGGAGUUUCCAUCAUGAGCAGAGAAUGCGAUCACCCCACUCCAACUGCUGGAGGAAAAUUUUGCGUUGGGGAACGAAAAAGGUACAGAAUAUGUAAUAGUGAUCCUUGUCCUGAAGGCGAACCAACCUAUAGGGCGUUACAAUGUUCGUGGAAUAAUAACAAAACGUACGAAGGCAAGAAGUAUGAGUGGCAACCAUAUUUUGACCAAUCCGACCCCUGCCAAUUGUACUGUAGCGACGCCAAUGAAACUCUGAUUGUACCGUGGGGAGAUUAUGCAGCUGAUGGUACACCUUGCAACGUAGUUUUUAGAGAUGUGUGCAUUUCAGGAAUCUGCAAGAAAGUAGGGUGUGACUGGGUGGUUGACUCCACAGCUAAGGAAGACGAGUGCGGCAUCUGUCAAGGAGACGGCACCAAGUGUGACAUCACCAGAGGGGAAUAUAAAAAGCAGAGUGGAGUACCUAGAUCAAGGGAAAUAGUCGUAAUACCACGAGGAGCGCGAAAUAUCCUGGUGGAGGAAAACGGCCAAUCUGAAAAUUACAUCGAGCUAUCAAGUGCAGUGGAGAAAAAGUUCUACUUAAAUGGUAACAGACACAUUACACUCCCUGGUGAAUAUAAUGUAGCCGGAGCUCAGGCGUUGUACGAGAGGGAUCACAGUCUAGAGAAAAUUCGGAUUCCCGGACCAAUUCACGAGUCUAUUGUAGUUUCGAUAAUCUUUAGAGGCAAAGUAUACAAUCCCGGUGUAACAUGGAAGUAUUCCAUGUGGAAACCUGAAGUUGUAAAACAAGUCAACUAUAGCUGGAUCAUGGAAGAAUGGUCCCAGUGUUCGUCUACAUGUGGAGGAGGUGUUCAAUUUAGAAAGCCUCUCUGCCAGGAAAGAACAAUAUCUCCAGUUGCUUCCGAUCUAGAAAGUCCCAAUAUAGUAGCGGAAGAACUGUGUGAUUAUCUUCCAAAACCAAAGGAGAAAACUAGGAUAUGUAAUGCUGAUCCAUGUCCAUACAAAUGGUGGAUUGGUCCAUGGCAGUCUUGCCCAAUAACUUGCCAUAAUGGAGGAAGGAUGCCUAUGAGACGAAGAAACGUAAUGUGCAUUGAUGGCCAAGAGAUGGCGCUUCCUGACCACUACUGCGAUAGUGGCGCAAAACCGCACGAAUACGAACCCUGCAAGAAAAUACAUUCUUGCAAAAUCUUUGAAGAAUAACCAUAGAUAUUUAUUUAGAAUAAAUAUAUCGAAUAUUUGAGAUUAUCUAAUACUCUAAUAAAAUAAUUAUAUAUAUUUUAACAUUAGUUUUAGUUAAUAUAAACUAACUUAAUAAAUGUAUGAGAUUAGUAAGAUAUAUUUCAGUGUGAUAAAUUAAUUUUAGUUUAUUUUUUAAUUUAUUUUUUAGUAAUUAACUCGAUAUUAUUUUAAUACAUAAAUAAAUUUACACAGCUAAUUUUCGUACUAAAUAAUACCCUAAUACUUAAUAACGUACUAACUACAUUUACAAUUAAUUAAUUGUUAGAGAAGACUGAUUGAUGAAUAUUUAUUAAUAUAGUUUUAACACGGAAGUAAUUGUAUGAUAUUUUAACAAAAUAAUAAACUCACUUUUGGC
Molecule: messenger RNA, 3821 nt
Organism: Sitophilus oryzae (rice weevil)
Lineage: Eukaryota; Metazoa; Arthropoda; Insecta; Coleoptera; Curculionidae
Gene: AdamTS-B
Product: A disintegrin and metalloproteinase with thrombospondin motifs 7
Exons: 18
Coding region: 443-3427 (994 amino acids)
Biological process (GO): proteolysis; extracellular matrix organization
Cellular component (GO): extracellular matrix
Molecular function (GO): metalloendopeptidase activity
Source: RefSeq, a predicted model, not a curated record